AUGAGCAUCCUCCUCGAGGAGCAGCGGCUGCUGCAUGAGGACAUCGAGCGCCUCGAGCAGGCCACCGCCGAGCGCAUUCUCGAGGACCCCAGGAGUACGAGGGACCAGCUCCGCCGUGACCACCAGAUGGCGAACUUUCUUGGUCGCAUUCAGAGCCAAUCGAAGCGCCUGCUGGACAUCUACGCCGAUGCGAACGGCGAACGCACUCGCCAAGUCCAGGCCAUCUCCACCGGCGACAUCUUCGAAGAGUUCUACAAGGAAUACAAGGAAAUCAAGACCCACCACAAAGAAUACCCGAACGAGGCAGUCGAGAACUUGGAGCGAGCCUACAAGCGCCGUCCUGGCGAGCCUGAGCCCAUGGCUCCCAACGUCGAGGCCAUGUUCACUGGCGAGGAAAGCUUUGGGCGCUUCUUUGAUAUGACGAUCCUGCACGAUGCCUACGAGAACCUGCCGGGCAACAAGAACGCCAAACAUACCACCUACCUGCAGUAUCUAGACUCGUUCGACAACUUCGCCCAGAUGAAGCGUCCUAACAAGAUGACAGAUGCCUACUUCCGCUACCUCGGCGAUUUGGCCUCGUAUCUUGAGGACUUCAUGAGGAAGACGAGGCCGCUGGAGGAUUUGGACAAGCUGUUCGCUGAGUUCGACGAAGAAUUCCAGAAGGGAUGGGACGCAAACGAGAUCCCCGGUUGGGAGGAUGAGGAUGCAGCUAAGCGUGCCACUGCUGGCCCUGUGACUGAGGGCUCUGGCUCUGGGUACUGGUGCGCUGACUGCCAGAAGGAGUUCCAGGAGCACACGUACGGGCCUCACCUCGAGGGAAGGAAGCACAAGAGAAAUGCCGCCGCAAGGGCUGAGAGGGGCGAGCAGGCUGCCGAGGGUCAGCCUUCGAACGGCACUGUCAACACCAAGCGCCUUAAGGAGCGUGCCAUCGCGCAGCGUGAAUUCCUUGUCAAGAAGCUUGCGGCUGCCAUGAAGCUGCAGCGUGGCGACACCCGCGUCAAUGUUGAGCGCAGGCAGGGUAUGACUGAGCGCGAACGUCAGCAGGAGCUCGACGCUCUCUAUGCCGAAGGCAUGGAAGAGGUCCAGGAGGGUGAAGGUGAGGAAGAAGGUGACGAGGACAAGAUCUACAACCCGCUCAAGUUGCCGCUCGCCUGGGAUGGCAAGCCGAUUCCCUUCUGGCUGUACAAGUUGCACGGUCUCGGUGUCGAGUUCCCCUGCGAAAUCUGCGGCAAUUUCGUAUACAUGGGACGCCGCGCCUUCGACAAGCACUUCACCGAGGGUCGCCACCUCUACGGCCUAAAGUGCCUGGGCAUCACCAAGGAUACCGGUCUCUACAGGGAAAUCACUGGCAUCCAGGAUGCGAUCAACCUGCACAAGAAGAUCGAGGUCGACAAGAAGAAGCAGAAGCAGGCGCAGGAGAACGUUGUGCAAAUGGAGGAUGCGGCGGGCAACGUUAUGCCUGAGAAGGUCUACUAUGACCUUCAGAAGCAGGGCUUGUUGUGA
This is a messenger RNA of Lasiodiplodia theobromae, 1503 nucleotides long. Its product is annotated as Splicing factor 3a subunit 3. Gene Ontology annotation, cellular component: nucleus; spliceosomal complex. Lineage: Eukaryota; Fungi; Ascomycota; Dothideomycetes; Botryosphaeriales; Botryosphaeriaceae. The transcript has a single exon. The record is from RefSeq and is a predicted model, not a curated record. Bases 1 to 1503 code for a protein of 500 amino acids. Gene Ontology annotation, biological process: mRNA splicing, via spliceosome. Gene Ontology annotation, molecular function: RNA binding; zinc ion binding.